AGAAAGACACGACUUGCACACACUGACCUAAAGAUGGCGGCUGUUAGUGGUGCGAGGAUAUUACACGGAAUUGGGCUUCAUGCAAUUCGAAAUACUGCUUUAAAAGCAACAACACACCUUCAGCGAAGGGCAUUCCGAGUCAAUGGAGCUCUUUGGCAGCAGCCUUUUGAUUCUCCAGUUGAGAAGCCCCAGUUUCCCGGGGCCUCGGCAGAGUUUAUUGAUCACCUUGAGUUUAUCCAGCCCAAUGUGAUCUCAGGAAUCCCUAUCUAUAGGGUAAUGGACAGACAGGGCCAGAUCAUUAAUCCUUCUGAGGAUCCUCAGCUUUCAAAAGAGAUGGUUUUGAAUUUCUAUCAAAAGAUGACACUGCUCAACACAAUGGAUCGUAUUCUUUACGAGUCCCAGAGGCAGGGUCGUAUCUCAUUCUACAUGACCAAUUAUGGUGAAGAGGGCACACAUAUUGGAAGUGCUGCAGCUCUUGACCCUAAUGAUUUGGUCUUCGGCCAAUACCGGGAAGCUGGUGUGUUGAUGUACAGGGGUUUUCCUCUGGAUCUAUUUAUGGCACAGUGCUAUGCCAAUGCUGAUGACCUUGGCAAGGGUAGACAGAUGCCGGUUCACUACGGCUGCAGAGAUCUCAAUUUUGUCACCAUCUCCUCACCGCUUGCCACUCAGAUCCCCCAAGCGGCUGGGGCGGCGUAUGCUAUGAAGAGGGAGAACUCAAACCGAGCUGUGAUUUGUUACUUUGGAGAGGGGGCAGCCAGUGAGGGAGAUGCUCACGCUGGAUUUAACUUUUCCGCCACCCUUGAAUGUCCUCUCAUAUUCUUCUGCCGCAACAACGGUUACGCUAUCUCCACACCGACCAAUGAGCAGUACAGAGGGGAUGGUAUUGCUGCUCGAGGUCCAGGAUAUGGACUGAUGUCGAUCCGUGUGGAUGGAAACGAUGUGUUCGCCGUAUACAAUGCCACAAAGGAGGCACGACGCAGAGCGGUGGCUGAAAACCAGCCCUUUCUCAUUGAAGCCAUGACCUACAGGAUCGGUCAUCAUAGCACCAGUGAUGACAGCUCUGCCUACCGCUCGGUUGAUGAGGUGAACUACUGGGACAAGCAGGACCACCCCAUCUCUCGUCUGAGACACUACAUGACUGCUCGAGACUGGUGGGGGGAGGACGAGGAGAGGGCUUGGAGGAAGCAGUCCCGCAAACUUGUGAUGGAAGCCUUUGAAAAAGCCGAGAGGCGCCUGAAACCUAACCCCAACUUGAUGUUCACAGACGUCUACAAUGAGAUCACUCCUCAUCUAGCAAAGCAGAAUGAUGCCAUGUGGAGGCACGUGCAGCAGUAUAAAGAGCAAUACCCACUGGACCUCUAUGAGAAAUAAGCUCGGUGUUUUCAAAGGAGGAAGGAGACACGGGGCGGUGGACACAACUGGGAAAUGUCUUGCACGUAUCCGUUUGUGUGAAUUGUUCUUUUUGUUUCCCAUUUAACAGUUUUUUUUUGGUUGCAUUAGAAAGCACAGACAUUAAACAAAUUGUUCACCCAAAAUGAAAACUGUGUCAUCAUUUACUCAACCUUAUCUUGUUCCAAACCUGUAUGACUUCCUUGGAAAAUGAAUGAUGUUAUGAAGAAUUACAGCCUCAGUAAACAUUCAAUUUAUUUGUAUAGUAAAAAAGAUGCAAUGAAAGUGAAUGGGGACUGAGACUAACAUGCUGUCUAAAAUCGGGUAUAAGGGUUUGGAAAGACAUAAAGGUGAGUAAACAAAGACAGAAUUUUCAUUUGAGAGAAGUAUCCCUUUAAGGGAUAUAUUCUUCUCCAUGUUUGCCACUAGAGGCCGCCCCAUUGUAAUGUUGUGCCUUGAAAUAGGUGGAAGACCUUAUGCCUAAUGUAGCAAACAUUCCCAUUGAAGUUUUAAUAGCCGUUGUAUACAGUAUCACGGUAUAGUGUUAUCAGUCCAGUCACCACAGUUUCUUGUGUUGAUGUAAAUCAUAAACACCUUGAUUAAUUACCGUGUGAUCUUUCAUAAAUCUCAUGGCACAUAUCUAAAGCACAAUGUAAUAGUGUUCUUUAUUUUCUCAUUAUCUUUGGAUCUUGGGCCUUCAAAACACUAAAAAUGAUCAUCACUAUUUUCUCAAUAUCCACAGAUAAUACAAAGAAUCAGUGAUAAAACAAAUGUGUGUAUUUUUACCCUCAGAUUUUCCACUCCAAACUGAGCUCUUCGAAACUAAGAGCCAUACAUUUUUGCAACCUUGAAAUGACCUGGAGCUAGAAAUGGUUUGUGUCCUUAUGAUGAUGACUUUGUGUUUAACUAAUUUUCUGUUUGUUAAUAAUGAACUGAACAAACAUUUUCUGUGUGAAACUCACUCAACUGUUACAUGACAUGAUGAUUGUUGUGUUUGAGAUUUAUUCCGAUUAGUUUUAGGUGUUUGUAAACUGAAAUUUAAACAAUAAAAAUGCUCAUAAAAUGUAA
Molecule: messenger RNA, 2457 nt
Organism: Myxocyprinus asiaticus (Chinese sucker)
Lineage: Eukaryota; Metazoa; Chordata; Actinopteri; Cypriniformes; Catostomidae
Product: 2-oxoisovalerate dehydrogenase subunit alpha, mitochondrial-like
Exons: 8
Coding region: 34-1371 (445 amino acids)
Biological process (GO): branched-chain amino acid catabolic process
Molecular function (GO): oxidoreductase activity, acting on the aldehyde or oxo group of donors, disulfide as acceptor
Source: RefSeq, a predicted model, not a curated record